Molecule: messenger RNA, 867 nt
Organism: Oikopleura dioica
Lineage: Eukaryota; Metazoa; Chordata; Appendicularia; Copelata; Oikopleuridae
Source: the annotation of a GenBank genome assembly
AUGGGAGGAGGUUACGGUGGGCGACCAAACAAGUCGCUUUUUGUUAGGAAUAUUGCUGAUGAUAUUGAUAGAGAGGAGCUGGAACGAGAAUUCUCCCGCUACGGGUCUAUCAGGGACGUCUACGUUCCACUCGACUACUACAGCAAGCGACCCCGCGGCUUCGCAUACAUACAAAAAGCCAAGUUCAAGAAUAAAGAAUCGCCAGCUUUAAAAAGAAAAUUCUGCGACAAGCUCGAUGCCAAAGAUGCGUUGGAGGGGAUGGACGGGCGCAAAGUCUGUGGAAGAUAUAUCGACGUUCAGUAUGCCAAGGGCGAUAGAAAAUCGCCUGGAACGAUGAGAUCUGAAGAGCGAGGACACUCAGGAAGCUACCAUCGACGCCGGAGCAGAUCCCGAAGCCGCUCUCGACGAGAUCGUCGACGAAGAAGUCGAUCAGACAGUCGUCGACGAAGACGUACUCGAUCACGCUCUCGAUCGUCCCGGCGACGACGAUCACGAUCAUACAGACGAGAGCGAUCGUCAGAUACGAGACGAAGACAAACUCGAUCCCGAUCUCGAUCGAUUUCGCGAGGAGAAUCACGACGAAGAUCACGCUCGACAUCGCGAAAUCGCGAAAAGUCGGAAAAAGAAGCCUGUCGCGAUCGAAAUCAGAAGAACGUCCAAAGGAAACAAAAUCAGCGCGGAGCAGAUCCAAGUCGCGUUCCAAGUCCAAAUCUCCCGAAACCACUGUUGACAAAAGCCGCUCCGCUUCAAGAGAACGAUCAAAAAGCGCCGAAAAAAUCGUCCGAGAAAAAGCCAGAGACUCUUCUACCUCCCGAUCUCGAAGUCGAUCUGGCUCGCGCUAGAAUAAAAACACAGCUUUUAUUUUGA